This is a messenger RNA of Saccoglossus kowalevskii, 984 nucleotides long. Its product is annotated as nucleoporin NUP35-like. Gene Ontology annotation, biological process: nuclear pore organization; NLS-bearing protein import into nucleus. Lineage: Eukaryota; Metazoa; Hemichordata; Enteropneusta; Harrimaniidae. The record is from RefSeq and is a predicted model, not a curated record. Gene Ontology annotation, molecular function: phospholipid binding; nucleic acid binding; structural constituent of nuclear pore. Gene Ontology annotation, cellular component: nuclear pore central transport channel; nuclear pore nuclear basket; nuclear membrane.
AUGGGUUCACACAGUGGUUUAGAACCCAUGACUUUGGGGUCACCCACAUCCAGUAGUUCUAACAUACAACAGUAUUUACCUGGUUAUCUUAUGGGAGAUCCAGUCACAUCACCUUCACCAUCCAGACUGUGGUCACAUUCAACUGGGUACAGCCCACCUCAGUCUCGAAACAAUCCCCUGUCAUCAACACCGGGAAUGUUCCGAGAUAGCCCAACUGUUGGUAGACAGCAUAGUGGCGAGUGGUCACAGACUAGACCAUCAGCUAGCGGAAUGACAGGCAGUGCUAAAGACAAGUCAGGGGCACCUCCAGUAGCAUCACUGUUUGAGCCUGGCCAGCCAAGUGAUCUGAAACAGGGUGAUGUUUCAUCUUUAUCAGUGUUGUCAAGUAGUAUGAUGAAUAGAACACCAGUACAUCUAGGAACUCCUCUCAGACAAGGUAUUGCCAGUCCUGCUGGUGGUAGUUUUAGUGGUACAUAUCCAUAUUCUGACAUGAAAGCUUCCAAAUCACCAGCACAGAUCGAUCCAUUUUUUACACAAGGAGAGGCUGUUGAGGAAGAACAGCUGGACGACACAUGGGUUACAGUCUUUGGGUUUCCACCAGCAGCAGCUUCAUUUUUACUCCAGCAGUUUUCUCAGUAUGGGAACAUAGUGCGACAUGUGGUAGGUCAAAUCACUACUACCUUUUUGGUAAGUCAUAGCAGUAUAAUGGUGGGCAUUACAGCUUGCAUUGAUAGGGUAAGUCAUAGCAGUAUAAUGGUAGGCAUUACAGCUUGCAUUGAUAGGAGUGUAAUGCAAGCCACAUCAGAACAAGCGAGUACAAGUACAAUAUGUAAUCCAUGUGACACAGAGAGUCCAGCAAUACGACCGUUAACAGCUGCCUACAAAGCUGCAAGUAGUCAACAUGAGGUCGCUCCUACUGGUAGCACGCCGAAGAAGAGCGCUAAUGUUGUCUCUAGAACAUUUGAAUAUAUGUUUGGAUGGUGA